UAGUAUCUCCUCGAAAACCAGCUGUACAUCAUUGUGAUUUCCACACUACUCUAAAUCGUAUAAAAAUCGAUCGGCAACUGGCUAUUAGUCAGUUUAAUGAAAUAGGAAGGUUCAUGAUGUUGGAACUGCUGGAGAUUAAAACUAAGAGGUUAUCCAUUGAUAAAGACGCCGCCAUUGUCGAUUGGAUCGAUCGUGUCGCGCCGUCCAUGACCUACGAUGAAUUUUUUACGAAAUAUUUAAUUCCGAACAAACCGUGCAUCUUUAAUACGAAAAUCACAGAGAAUUGGUCGUGCAGAAGACAAUGGAACGACGACAAUGCUCCAGAUUUCGACGUACUCGAUUUAUUAUUCGGAAAUUGUGUGGUGCCAGUUGCGGAUUGCAACAAAAAGUAUUACAAUUCUCAGCAAAAAGAUGACAUGAGAAUGAGCGACUAUUUAAAUUAUUGGAUGGACUAUACCAGAAGCAACUCUUCCAAUUCUAUGUCGCUUUUAUAUUUAAAAGAUUGGCACUGUCCAAGACUAUUUCCCAAUGCUCCGAUGUAUAAUGUUCCCCAGUACUUUGCCUCUGAUUGGCUUAAUGAAUAUUACAUUUCCAAUCCUAGUCUAAACGAUGACUAUAGAUUCGUUUACAUGGGGCCUAAUGGAACAUGGACUCCAUUGCAUGCAGAUGUGUUUGGAUCGUAUAGCUGGUCUGCAAAUAUAGUUGGCAAGAAACGGUGGUUACUUUUUCCUCCUCAUCAAGAAGACUUUCUACGAGACAUCAAUGGUCAAUUAAUAUAUGAUGCAACUUCUGAUGAGUUGAAUGAUUACAAAAAGUACAGAGCUUACGACAAACGAGCUUUGAAGUGCAUUGAUGUGAUCCAGAACCAGGGUGAAAUUAUAUUUGUACCAUCCGGAUGGCACCACCAAGUUUGGAAUCUGGAAGACUCGAUUUCCAUAAAUCAUAAUUGGAUCAAUGGAUGCAACAUAGUAGAUGUGUGGCGCGGAUUAAAGAAAGAAUUGAGUUUGGUGAUGAAGGAGGUCACAGAUUGUCAAGAUAUGAACAAUUGGGCAGAACAGUGCCAAUUAAUAUUGAAAUCUACUUAUGGAAUGGAUUAUUAUCUGUUCUUCGACUUCAUAGUCUUCAUAGCAAAGCGACGUUUGAACAUGAUCUUGAAGAAAGAGAAAGUAAUAAGCUUCAACAAAUACGAAUUUGGAGUAAAUCAUUGUCUGUUCGAUCUGGACGCCAUAAGAUUAAUUUUAAUCGACUUUAUCAACGACGCGGAGGAGAAAUCUAUCUACGAUUUAAUUUGUGAAAGGAAACAAGGCCACAAAUUAUUAAACAAAAUUGUUUUGCUUCUACAAACAUACAAUAGCGAGGAUCAACCAACGAUUAUAAAGAAUAUUGACGUUCAAAGCGAAGAUGAAAUGUGAUGAGAUUGAUAGUUUCUAAUUACCAUGUACAAUUUCUGUAAACAAUAUAGAUAAGUUUUUAUACAAUUGGAAAUAACUAAUUCUAAGAUGCAUUUUUAAUUGUUUAAUAAUAUGAUAGUUUCAAUGUAAAUAAAGUAAAUGGAUAC
This is a messenger RNA of Colletes gigas, 1558 nucleotides long. RefSeq names its product 2-oxoglutarate and iron-dependent oxygenase JMJD4 (gene JMJD4). The record is from RefSeq and is a predicted model, not a curated record. The transcript is spliced from 4 exons. The coding region runs from base 114 to 1412 and encodes 432 amino acids. Gene Ontology annotation, cellular component: nucleus; cytoplasm. Gene Ontology annotation, biological process: negative regulation of gene expression; protein hydroxylation; positive regulation of translational termination. Gene Ontology annotation, molecular function: sequence-specific DNA binding; histone H4R3 demethylase activity. Lineage: Eukaryota; Metazoa; Arthropoda; Insecta; Hymenoptera; Colletidae.